Penaeus monodon (black tiger shrimp) is the source of this 1317-nucleotide messenger RNA. RefSeq lists its product as uncharacterized. Bases 306 to 1178 code for a protein of 290 amino acids. The record is from RefSeq and is a predicted model, not a curated record. Lineage: Eukaryota; Metazoa; Arthropoda; Malacostraca; Decapoda; Penaeidae. Gene Ontology annotation, cellular component: chromatin; nucleus. Gene Ontology annotation, biological process: positive regulation of transcription by RNA polymerase II; positive regulation of innate immune response. The transcript is spliced from 6 exons. Gene Ontology annotation, molecular function: transcription coregulator activity.
AUGGGUAUAUAGGCAGGUGAAAUAUGCAGCGGCAGCCGUGUACGUAAAUAUAUACCUGAAGGUAUUGCACAUGUGUGUCCGUACGUACAAAUACGGUCUCCUUCUCAUUGAUAUCUUUCCACCGUGGGUAAACGGACCCCCCCCCCCUCCCUCCUCCUUCAAAGACCCACGAAUUCUAACAGCCGCUUAAAAAAAAAAAUAAAAACCUUACGAUAGAGAAAAAAAAAAAACAUAAUCAAACCCAUCGUAGAUCUACCGUCACAAGUUACGCAGCUCGAACGACGGCUACGAAGGGCCAGAGGGGGAUGGCGAAGGAACCAUCGGCUCAGCGCCCCGAUCUGCCAUUGUUUGGGAUCGGCCAUAUUGAACCCUGGACGGUGGGGGCUCGGAGACUCCUCAUUGCGGUUCGCUGUUGGAAGACAACAGUUCUGACCAUGGCAUGUGUAACUCUAAAAAGGUCCUUAGAAUUUGAUCCCCUUCACCAUGGUACAUGUACCCCUCGGCCCCACAAGAGGCGGCUUUUUGUGCCGGGUGUCACCCAGAGGGCAGCUGUUCUGCCGCCAACAGAGCCACAGUCCCCAUUCUCGAGGUCCCCCACCAAUCUUAAAUGCAGGAUAUGUGCAAUCUACACUGUUGAGAAAGAAAUGGCAAGUUUUAUAGGUUCCAUGAAUGAUGCAGUUAUACGAGAUACCAAAAAGUGCCGCAAUCUGAAUUUUAGAGCAUUCAUAGAAUUAGGGAUGAAUAUAUGGUUGAAAUAUAAAACCAAAUAUGAAGUUGCCAGUAAUUUCAAUGUGUUACUCAUUCUGGUGACUUCUGGCAACUUCCUGGGGGGUUCACUGUGUACAACGGCCCAUCCCGCUCGACAAGUCACGAUUCCGAUAGUCCUACCUUUCAUGAUUAGUUACUUUUUCAUGGUGGCUAUAGGCUUGCUCAGCUAUAAUGCUUUAUUUAUUUAUUUAUUUUUUUUAUAUAAUAAUAAUAUUUCACUGCUCAUUAUUCCACAGGUGAAUCUCAUCUGUGAACAGCUUCUGCGAGAACGAGAGGUGAAGAUCCGUGAGGAGUAUGACAAGGUAUUGGCUUCCAAAUUGGCUGAACAAUACGAUUGUUUUGUACGUUUUACUACAGACCAGAUUCAACAGAGGCUCUCUCAGGCUGCCCUACCGAGCUAUCUUUCAUAAGGAAGAGAGAAAUGUUUGAUGUGGACUAUUGUGCCUUGGAAGGUACAAAGGUGGAAGUGGCAUGGUUGUUAAUACCCAAAAGUGUUAACAUUGUACAUAGAAAAUUACCAGGAAGAGAGAUGUGUUCAAGAGUGUAUUU